AUGUUCGGCAGGAUGUCGAAGUCGAACUCCUCGACGAGGAGCAAUUCGAUAGAGACGACUGCCGAGGGAGACCAAGACUCCGAGCCUCCUAGGGGUUGCGGCGUGCCCGAGAGCAUCAUGGAGGGGUCCGACGGGGACUUCGUACCUAACAGCCCUCCGCCUUCCUAUGAAUGCGUUCUCGAAGAGACUAGACAAAGAUCCCAACACGAUAGUUCCUCGCCAACAGAACCGCCUAAGUGUCCGGCCAUAAUGCAUAAAUCAAGUAAGGAACUCUACAAAGCUGUGGCCAAACAAUUCGGAAUUACAUGUAAAAUGUGCUUUGAUUGCCAAAGUCACUACUUCGACUGCGAGUAUGAGAAAAACGAACAAGAGAAAACGGACGGUGGCCUAGGGGCUGGAACCCCUAUGUUCAUCUCGGAAGUGAUGCACGGUACCGCAUGCACCAUAUUGUAAUCGAUGAGACUACUGGAUAUACCUAGUGAAUUGUUAAUAUAAUAUUUCAUAAAUUUUCAUCUACUCAUCUAAAUGCAUUCAAACGAAUGUGGGCAAUAGCGAUGAAUUGUCAAAGCACUGUAGUCAAACAUUUACACCAUUUAUAAAAAUGAUUGAAGUUCACAUAAAACGAACGUUGUGAUGCUCAACAACCUAUUGGUGAUAGAAGAAUCCUAUAAAUAGUAUUUAUCAAGAUUUUUGACCGUCCAAAUUCAAAACAAAGGAGUUACUUUCAAACAUGCCGUCAUGUGUCACCUUACUUGUAUCCUUUCAUAGUGACAAAAAAUAAAUCUGUCCCAUUGUUAUCCUACUUGCUGGAAGUGGACGUCUUGGAAUCUUACGUGAAAGUCUGAAUAUAAUAAUAAAACCUGUGUCACAGUUAAAAGCAAACAGGUGCUUUGACAGCUCGUUAAGCCUUUCCAUCAGAUUUGUUAUACAAAUUCCCAUAUGUUACAGACUAUUUUCAUCUAUUUUAAACGACAAUUUAACUUGUUCUUAACAUACUAUUUACAACGGAAUUCGGAAUUGUUUUACACCAUUGUACAUACUUUUAUAUGGUUAUUGGAUAUUGUACGAGAAAUGAGAAUUUGUCUUAGAAUAUGUACUAGAAAAUGGACCUGAUACUUUCAGGUAUUUAAUAAUACCUGAAUUAAAUAACUAAGGCUUGCAACGGACAAAGCUCCAUACAAGGUCAGUAUAAUAAUUAGUUAAAACUAACGUUGUCGUCAAAAUGUAUGUUUCGUAUUCGUGUUGCAUUAGAAUCAAUACUCAAAGAACAUUCGAACACUAUCAUAAAACUAAGAUUGUAUUCGUGAAGCUAUUAUUAAAAUAAGUUUUAUAUCGAUAACAAGAAAGUUGCUUAUAGCCAUGAUGAUUUUGAUUAAAAAACCAUUUGAACCAUCCAAAAUGGUCUUCUCAUGUAAUGCCAAAAUGUAGCAGGUAGCAUUAGAAGUCUACAAUUAGAAAAAAGGUAGAAAGUAAUAGUUUAUUUAUUUGAAAACGUACGUUUUGUUGUAAGCUAGGAUCGCAAGUUUAACAUCGACGACCGACGUCGCACUGACAAAAUAACGACGUAAGCGACCCGCCGCACAGAGGUCUGUAACCCCGAAAAGCUGCCAAAAAUACAAUCUCUAUGGCAUUUAUACGAUUUUCAGUAUUUCAAGAUCUUAUCAAGGACACUUUCAAAAAAAGCCGAGUAGUUGGUCCGGUCCCAACCGCAUGUCAUUUAGGUUUUUCGGCUCACCAAGUCCGAAUAGGUCACUAUAAGGGCAUCUGGAGGUGAUUUCAAUGUCACCUCAAGGACAAAUUCGAAAUGAGUCCAGUAUUAGAGCCCGCAUGCGUGUCAUAUAGGUAUUUGCGGUCAUUGAGCCAAAUCGGAGAUAAGUUUGCUUCUAG
Messenger RNA from Acanthoscelides obtectus, 1887 nucleotides. The record is from the annotation of a GenBank genome assembly. Lineage: Eukaryota; Metazoa; Arthropoda; Insecta; Coleoptera; Chrysomelidae.